AUGUCGCUCCAGAAGUUCGUCCUCUAUAACAACAAGUUCUGCCCCUUCGCCGCCCGUGCAGUCCUUGCCCUCGCCGAGACAAAGCACCCCUAUGAGAACAUAGAGAUUGACAUCUCGGCCCCCCGCCCCGACUGGUACCUCAAGGACAUCAACCCGUAUGGCCAAGUCCCCGCCUUGAAGGUUGACGACAAAGACAUCAUCCUCGAGUCUCUCUUUGUCGCCGAGUACAUCGCCGAUCUCCACCCCGAGUCUGGACUCUUGCCCAAAGACGCAUUGCAGCGUGCCCAAACCCGCUAUCUGAUCCACCACUGGGGCGCACACACCCAACCCGCCUUCCACAAGGCUGCCUUCACCCUCGACCCCACCGAUGCUCAACAACGUCACCAAGCCUUCAUCGACCAACUCGAAAAAAUUGACCACCUCCUCCGUUCCGCCCACAAGACUUCUCAGCCCGGUCUCAAUGGCGACGGACCCUUCUUCUUGGGUAGUCAGUUCACAUUCGCAGAUUUGGCUUUGGCGAGCUUUUUGACGAGGGUGCCCUUGGUGGAGGUUUUCCAGAAGGAUAUUGGUGGGGGUUUUGUGUUCCCCAAGGAGAACCUCAAGUUGACGAGGUUCUUGGAAUGGUCGGAUGCGGUUGUGAAGCGUGAGACGGUUGUCAAAUCUUUGCCUAGCACUGAGGAUCUCAUCCCCUUCCACAAGAAGUGGCUCAAGUAA
This is a messenger RNA of Linnemannia hyalina, 714 nucleotides long. NCBI's taxonomy places the organism in Eukaryota, Fungi, Mortierellomycota, Mortierellomycetes, Mortierellales, Mortierellaceae. The record is from the annotation of a GenBank genome assembly.